Molecule: messenger RNA, 3500 nt
Organism: Cherax quadricarinatus
Lineage: Eukaryota; Metazoa; Arthropoda; Malacostraca; Decapoda; Parastacidae
Product: solute carrier family 23 member 1
Biological process (GO): transmembrane transport
Cellular component (GO): membrane
Molecular function (GO): transmembrane transporter activity
Source: RefSeq, a predicted model, not a curated record
CUUCAGUAUUAACUGUGCUGUGGUGAGGGGAGGAUCGCUGCUCACUCCGCUCCUCCAUUAUUGACAGACCAUUUAGUCUAAAAAAAGUUCUUCGAUCAGAAAUUCGGGCGCGAACACCACAUCGGAAGGUGAAAAAUUGUGUAGAGAAGCGCAAAUCAGGAAGUGAAGAGGCUGAUCAGGAAGUGGAGAACGAAGGGAAAGCUAGUGGUGAGGGAGUAUGAUUUCUAGGAAGAGUAGGGAGGACAACAGGAACGAUUAAAGUAGAUUUAAGUGGGGCAGGUGGUAUAGCGACUGGAAGAGUAAGUACCAACAGUAGGAAGAGGAAAAGAAACAAGAACGGAUGAGUAGGAGGCUGGAGAGAAGGAAGUGAAACAGUUCAGUUUAUGAAGCAGCACAAGCAGCAGCAGCAGCAGUAGCAGAAGCAGCAGUAGCAGGAGGACCCUAGAACACUAUGCAUGCUAACGAGGCCUACGUGCACGAUGAAGACACCAAGCCUCCCAUCCAACAGGAGGUAACAUCAGCUGAGGGUACAGAUGUCUCGACCCCCACCACAGAUAAUGGCAUCGCUCUGUCAGUCCCUAAACAGGAUGAGGUGACUCUGGAAAAUGCCACACGACCAACAGGACCAAACUCAACUCAACCAGACCAACCAACAUUAAAUAAUGUAGUAGUAGUUCCUGUCUCAACAUAUUCUGAGGAACUACCGUCCACACAGCCGCAAAUAUCACAGAACGAACUCGUGUAUACAGUAGAUGAUGUUCCUCCCUGGUAUAUGUGUAUUUUCUUGGGUCUACAGCAUUACUUGACCAUGGUGGGCGGCACCAUCACCAUUCCCUUCAUCCUCACACCACUCAUGUGCAUCGAUGACAAUGAUCCUGUCAGGGGGAAGAUAGUGUCAACCAUCAUCUUCGUGUCCGGCAUGAUUACACUCCUUCAAGCCACCUUCGGUGUUAGGUUGCCCAUAGUUCAAGGUGGGACAUUCAGCUUCCUGGUGCCCACUAUUGCCAUUCUUACUACCACUUUUGAUACCUGUGACCUCCUGCCCUUGGCCAACAUGACGGCCCCUGAACGGGAAGAAGUUUGGCAGGAACGGAUGCGGGAAGUCCAAGGCGCUAUUGUAGUCUCUGCGCUCUUUCAAGUCCUUGUUGGAUUCACAGGUGUAAUUGGUAUCUUGCUGAAGUGGAUCACACCUCUGACUAUCGUCCCUACUGUGACACUGGUAGGACUGUCGCUCUUUGACGUGGCAGCAAACAAAGCCUCGCUCCACUGGGGGAUCUCCUUCAUGACCAUAGCCUUGAUAAUAAUCUUCUCACAGUAUAUGAUGAACGUUCCCUUCCCAUUUCCCACCUACUCCAAGAGUGUUGGUUUUGGUGUUUCCAAAAUCCAAAUCUUCAAGCUUUUCCCGGUAUUGCUGGCAAUCAUAUUCUCAUGGGGAUUUUGUGCCAUCCUUACAACUGCUGGGGUGUUUCCUGCAGGUAACAAGGCCAGGACUGACUUGACUACAGAGCUUCUUGGUGGUUCCCCAUGGUUCAGAAUUCCCUAUCCAUGUCAAUGGGGGCUGCCAACAGUGUCAAUAUCUGGAGUGUUUGGUAUGGUGGCAGGUGUUCUCGCCUCCAUGGUAGAGAGCGUUGGUGACUACUACGCAUGUGCCAGAAUUGCAGGUGCUCCACCUCCUCCUCUCCAUGCUAUUAACCGAGGCAUUGGCAUUGAGGGCAUUGGAUGCAUUAUAGCAGGCCUUUGGGGCACUGGCAAUGGCACGACCUCCUACUCUGAGAACAUCGGUGCCAUUGGAGUUACAAAGGUUGGUAGUCGACGUGUUGUGCAGUUUGGGGCACUGAUCAUGCUGGUGUUCGGGAUGCUGGGCAAAUUUGGGGCAUUGUUUGUGACCAUUCCUGAGCCAGUAAUUGGUGGCGUAUUCUGUGUCAUGUUCUCGAUGAUCACUGCUGUUGGCAUCUCCACCCUCCAGUACAUUAACCUAAACUCCUCCAGGAACCUCUUCAUAAUAGGCUUCUCCAUCUUCCUCGGCCUGGCACUUCCCAAGUGGAUGGAGGCAAAUCCUGGCAUGAUCCAGACUGGGGAGCCCAGUGUAAACCAGAUCCUAACAGUGCUGCUGCAGACUUCAAUGUUUGUGGGUGGACUUUUAGGUAUAUUACUUGACAACACUAUACCAGGUACUCAUGAAGAGCGGGGCCUGCUGAAGUGGAAUGCUCAUCUGCAAGACUCUGCUAAAGAUGAGGAAGGGUCCCAUAUUCAACAGUCUAGGUGUUAUGAUAUCCCUGUGGGCAUGGAUGCUCUCAGAAAAUGGUCAUGGUCUAAGCAGAUUCCCAUUUGUCCUACCUUCACCGGCUUUGGAAGAUAGGAUAACAUACUAUACCAAAGAAUCUGAUGUAAUAAAACACCAGAAAACUCAUGUGAUAUAUCUUGCAUCGGUAUGUCCCAUAACUCGGUAGCGCACUCAGCUCGCACAUUGAGGUCCGUGGUUCGAUCCCCGGUAUGGAUGGAAACAUUGGCAGUGUGUUUUCUUAAGACGCCUACUGUCCCUGUUCACUUAGUAAAUAGAUACCUGGGUGUUAGCUGACUAGUGUGGGUUGCAUCCUGAUUUGCCUGAAAUACUUUGCAUAACAAGGGGAUUUCUAUCUAGUAUGUCACUGAUGUAAGUUAGGGCUGUAUAAGUUGUAUUAUGUACUUGUAGAAAGAAAGAUUAUUUAUUUUCACUGAAUGAUGAUAUUCAAUGAUGUACUGUACUCUGAUAACCUGUUUAUUAAAAUCAUAACGAAGUGCUAAACUCAAAUGUCAUGGAGCGCUGCAUAACCUGCUUGAGAAUUGCAUUAGUGACAUACAUACAAUAAUGCAUAAACAAUUGAUGAUAUUUAUUUAUGUUCUUUUAUUCAAAAGGGUUAAUGGAGAAAGCAGCCUAAGAAAGAUUGUAAGAAAUGCCUGCGACAUCAAUAAAAAAAAUUACAGCACUAUACAGUAUAUGCAGUAUUUUCUGAGUGGACAAAUGUGGAUAAGGCAACAAGCAAUCCUAAUGAGGAAGCUACUAAAGUGAGGUUCCACAGGGAGUAGAACUAAUUCUAGUAAUAUUUAACCUGAUGCAGAGUAUCUUUUAACAAAAUUGCAGGGCAUUCAGUAGCAUGCUGUGUGUGAAACUCAUCCUCCAGAAAAAUGACCCCUCAAUAUUCUUUGAUGCUGAAGGGCUUGAUUCAAGGAAUUGUACUUGGUGUCCCCUUCCUUGAGUUUAUAAUAAAAAUACGGAAAAAUGGACACACACAUGACCUCGUGAUGUUGCCCAACUCCUCAUCUCUCACCUGCUGUGACUAACAGUUUAGUAAAGGCUUGCCUUGUCUUUAUUUUACCUCAUUUGUGGGCAGUUCGCCUACAGUACUAAUAAUCACUAUCUUUAAAAUUGCCUGAGAUAUAUGUUAAAUAAUAUGAACUUUGCAAAAGUUACUUAUAACAUGCACUGUAGUCUAUUUUUUUAAUAAAUUUGAUACAUGUCA